GCUUUACAUGAAUAUUUGCAUGAGUUUUAACUUUUAAACUUCUGCACGCGUAGUGCCCAUAGUAAGUUUCCGAUCGUUGUACUGUUCAAACAUGUUUCUGUAGUUCUUUUAACGCAAAAUAUAGAAUAAAUAAACAUGUUAAUAAACAAAUGGGUAAAGGCGAAGGCAGCCUGUUCUAAUUUAUGGCAUUAUACAAAUUUUAAACGAUUCGCUACGCAAAUUAAAAAUUCUGAAGAUAUUUUAGAGACGCCUAAUUAUGAACCCGAUAAAUUUUACGAGGAUAUAAAGAAAGCGUACGAAUGUACCGUAACUCCUUCUUUGAAGUUAUUUUACAAUGAACCAUUGUUAAUCCACAAAGGUCGAGGACAAUGGUUGUGGGACCAUCGCGGGAAACGGUACUUGGACAUGUUCGCCGGAGUUGCUACCGUAUCCGUUGGCCACUGUCACCCAAAGAUAGUAGCUGCAAUGUCCGAACAAGCAUCAAAGCUGAAUCAUGUUUCUUCCAUUUACAUGCACCCUCAUUUAUACGAAUACGCGAACAAGCUGAUAAGUAAAUUCCAGGGAAAAUUGAAAGUGGUGUAUUUAACUAACAGUGGAUCGGAAGCGAACGAGUUGGCGUUUUUGAUGGCGAGGCUGUACACUCGCAAUCAUACUGUCGUUUCUUUUAAAAAUUGCUAUCAUGGUGCAACGUAUGGUACUGUGGCCUCAACGGCGAUAAGUACUUGGAGGUAUCCAUUUAUUGUUCAACCCCCUGGAUAUUUACACGCAGUAUAUCCCGAUUUGUACAAAGGUAGUUGGAGUGGAUCAAAGUGCAGAGACUCAGAUGUACAAGUUUCUGAAAAUAAAUGUAACUGUAGAAACGGGGAAUGUAUAGCUUCAGAGAAAUACUUUCAGCAGUUCGAAGAAUCAUUUCAAUUCAGUUUACCACGUACUCAUAGUAUCGCAGCGUUUGUAGCUGAGAGUAUUCAAGGGGUAGGAGGAACGGUUCAAUAUCCUAAAUACUACCUUAAGAAGAUAUAUGAUUAUGUUCGCGAAAAGGGUGGUGUAUGCAUAGCCGAUGAAGUGCAGACCGGUUUUGGUAGAACGGGGGAGCAUUAUUGGGGUUUCGAGAGUCACGGCGUGGAACCGGACAUAGUCACCUUGGCAAAGGGUAUAGGGAACGGAUUUCCUCUUGGAGCAGUGAUCACUAGUCCUGAUAUUGCAGCGAGCUUAAACUAUGCGUUGCAUUUUAAUACAUUUGGUGGAAAUCCUCUUGCCUGCGUCGUGGGAUCGACAGUACUCGAUAUUAUAGAAGAAGAGGCUCUGCAACAAAAUGCAUACACAGUCGGUACUCAUUUGAUAAAUAAAUUAGCUAAUCUCCGAUCAGAAUUUCCAAAUGUAGUCGGCGACGUUCGAGGCAAGGGUCUCAUGAUAGGAGUCGAGUUAAUUUCGAACCCUGAGACAAAGCAGCCGUUAGAGGCCGAACGCGUGCUUGACAUAUUCGAAAACAUAAAAGAUAUGGGAGUCCUUGUUGGUAAAGGCGGGUUACAUGCAAAUGUACUAAGAAUAAAACCGCCUUUGUGCGUAACUAAAGAAGACGCGGAUUUCACAUUUACUGUUAUCAAAAAUGCGUUGGAGAUGCACGAAGAAAAAUAUCGGAAUAAUUGAAGACAACGGGUAAACGCAACUUUUUUAAUUCGUCUUACUAGGAAAAUGCGGAUCAAGUUUACUUUCUGCUGUAAACAUUAUUAUAAAUGUUCCCUGGUAAUUUUAUACAAAUGCAG
Messenger RNA from Ceratina calcarata, 1763 nucleotides. RefSeq names its product alanine--glyoxylate aminotransferase 2, mitochondrial. Gene Ontology annotation, molecular function: L-alanine:glyoxylate transaminase activity; pyridoxal phosphate binding. Gene Ontology annotation, biological process: glyoxylate catabolic process. The coding region runs from base 136 to 1647 and encodes 503 amino acids. The record is from RefSeq and is a predicted model, not a curated record. Lineage: Eukaryota; Metazoa; Arthropoda; Insecta; Hymenoptera; Apidae. The transcript is spliced from 7 exons. Gene Ontology annotation, cellular component: mitochondrion.